GUCUCUUCAAGUUGCAGAUAAAGAGGUAGCGCAAGAUCGCCGUGGCGUUCAUGUUUGCGGUCGGAGCUUUGUAAGUUACCCUAUCCCACUUUCUCCCACUACAUGGCAUGAGAAAUAGCAGACGAGUCUUCAGUGGCCAUAUCUCAACCAUUAUUCAGCUCCAAUCGCUUGCAGGCUUCAAGAUCUCCCUCGACCCAACCUGGGACUAUACAGACGUAGCCAUCUGCACAGGUGCUGAACUAGCAACCGGUAUCGUGUGCGCAUCCUUCUCAGCUGUGCGACAACUCUUGACGAUGGUUCUGCCCUCCCGAUAACAUACGUUCCUCACGAGUCAAUAACGAAGCCGAAGCACAUCUGGCCGAGCUCAGGGUUAGAUCCCGAGCGUCAACCGACUACGAUAAGGACAUUCCUUGUUCCUCAUGCCCUCGUUCUCCGAUCCUAAGAAGAGCACGUAUAGAGUUACCACGGACAUAACGACAUCAAGCCAGAUGAAGUCGCAAGCAGAGACUGUACAAGACAUUGAACGCAGCCGUGUGUCUACAGAAGAGCGGCAGAAGGCCUCAAGGAACC
Messenger RNA from Macroventuria anomochaeta, 570 nucleotides. RefSeq lists its product as uncharacterized. Bases 108 to 314 code for a protein of 68 amino acids. The transcript has a single exon. Lineage: Eukaryota; Fungi; Ascomycota; Dothideomycetes; Pleosporales; Didymellaceae. The record is from RefSeq and is a predicted model, not a curated record.